AUGGCCUGGCUACUAGGCCACGUCAGGACGUCCUUUCACCACUCCGCAACCCCCAUAUCCCUUCCAACAAAGACAGGCCACUCAAUAUCAUUACUCAAACUGUGCGAGGAAGCCACGCCGCCAUGUCAGCUCAACCCUUUGCUCUUCAACGGUCAUCUCCAAACCUUCUGGACAGCAGUAAAGGCUCAAGACGUCCCCAUCACCUACAAGCGCAGAAUCUUCGAAGCCGAAGACCCAGUAUUCGCCGGCACCUUCGCCGUUGACUUCGUCGUGCCCAACUCGACGAGGACUGAGAAAGAUGCAUCACUACCGGAGCGGACGACCUACUACUCCGAGCAAGAAUUCAAUGCACUCGGAUCUGAUGACAGCAAACCCAUGCUAGUCACGCUUCACGGACUCAGCGGAGGCAGUCACGAACUCUAUCUCAGGCACGUCAUCGCGCCUUUGGCAAACGAAGAAGGAGGGUGGGAAGUAUGCGUCAUCAACUCGAGAGGCUGCGCUAUGAGCAAGAUCACUACAGGUGUGCUCUAUAACGCGCGAGCAACGUGGGAUAUGCGUCAGAUGGUGAAGUGGUUGAGAAAGAAGUUUCCUAAUCGGCCGCUGUUUGGGUUGGGCUUUUCCCUGGGAGCGAAUAUCUUAACGAAUUACCUUGGUGAAGAAGGCAAACGAUGUGAGCUCUCGGGUUCGGUCGUUUGCUCUAAUCCAUGGAACCUCGAAGCUGGAUCCCUAGCACUGCAGCGGACAUGGCUUGGAUUAGAAGUGUAUUCGAAGACAAUGGGUGGGAACAUGAAGAAGCUCUUCGAGACUCAUGUGGAUCAGAUCGCGAAGAAUCCGCGGAUUGAUGUCGAAAGAGUCAGAAAAGUCAAAUAUCUUCAUGAAUUUGAUCGGUACCUACAGGGACCCACUUGGGGCUACCCCACAGAAGGCGCAUACUAUCGGGAUGCAUCAUCCUCGGACUCUUUGCUCGCUGUGAGGACACCUCUACUGGCGAUCAACGCGGAAGAUGAUCCAAUUGCGGUCAAUGAAGCCAUCCCCUACGAGGAAUUCAAGCAGAACCCGUACGCGGUGCUUUGCACUACCUCUGUGGGAGGUCAUUUGAGCUGGUUCGAGUGGGGUGGUGGAAGGUGGUUCGUGAAGCCAGCGGUUAAUUUCCUUAACAAAAUGGCGAAGGAAAUAGACAUAGAGGCGAUCUCAGACCAGAGGAUGGCAGAUGCGAACGGAGGGGUUGGACCAAAGAGCGAGGGUUCAUACUUCGAGCCUAUGCGGCGCAAGCUGCAUAUUCCCAGAUAG
This is a messenger RNA of Coniosporium apollinis CBS 100218, 1290 nucleotides long. RefSeq lists its product as uncharacterized. The record is from RefSeq and is a predicted model, not a curated record. Gene Ontology annotation, biological process: proteolysis; medium-chain fatty acid catabolic process; medium-chain fatty acid biosynthetic process. NCBI's taxonomy places the organism in Eukaryota, Fungi, Ascomycota, Dothideomycetes. The transcript is spliced from 6 exons. Bases 1 to 1290 code for a protein of 429 amino acids. Gene Ontology annotation, molecular function: acetylesterase activity; monoacylglycerol lipase activity; cysteine-type endopeptidase activity.